CUAGGUUUUGAGCCACAGCCUUCGACUGAUAAAAUGGCGGUGGAAAACAUCGGCGAAUCUCAGGAUGAGAAGGAAAUCCUUAUUAAGGAUGCAGAGAACAGCGGUGAGGUUGUCGAGAGCACAAAAAACAAAGAGUCCAAACUGAUAUUGUACCACUGGACUCAGUCAUUUAGUUCUCAGAAGGUGAGACUGGCAAUAGCUGAGAAAGGUCUUCAGUGUGAGGAGUAUGAUGUGAGUCUGCCUCUGAGUGAACACAAUGAGCCCUGGUUUAUGCAUCUGAACCCCACUGGUGAGGUUCCUGUGCUGGUUCACAAUGACAGUGUCAUCUGUGACCCCACACAAAUCAUGGACUAUUUGGAGCAGAACUUCUGUGAUGAGCACACACCAAAGCUUAUCCCAGAAGAGGGAAGCACGUAUUAUCAUCGAGUACAGCAUUACAGAGAGCUGCUGGACUCCCUGCAGAUGGAUGCGUACACCCAUGGCUGCAUCCUCCACCCAGAGAUCACUGUAGACUCCCACAUUCCAGCUUAUGCCACCACUCACAUUCGCACACAGAUUGGAAACACAGAAUCUGAGCUUAAGAAACUAGCAGCAGAGAAUCCUGAUCUUAAAGAUGCUUAUAUUGCAAAACAGAGGCGCCUGAAGAGUAAAUUGUUUGACCAUGAUAACAUGAAAUACCUGAAGAAACUCCUGGAUGAACUAGAGAGUGUUCUGGAUCAAGUGGAGACGGAGCUGCAGAGGAGGAUUGAGGAGACACCAGAAGAGGGCAGUCAGCAGGCAUGGCUCUGUGGCGAGUUCUUCAGCAUUGCGGACGUUUCCCUUGCUGUCACCCUUCAUCGCCUCAAGUUCCUGGGCCUGUCCCGUCGGUACUGGGGAAAUGGGAGCCGGGUCAACCUGGAGACGUAUUAUGAGCGUGUCCUGAACCGGCCGACAUUCCGCAGAGUGCUUGGCCAAGUCAAUAACAUCCUCAUAUCCGCUGUGCUGCCCACCGCAUUCAGGGUGGCAAAGAAAAAGGCUCCAGCCUUUGUUGGUGCCACUUUAUUGAUUGGGUUGAUUGGGGGUGCCACUUACCUGGCUUUCAAUUAUUUUAAAAAGAGACUUAUUGUGUCUUGAGACAUCUAUUGGGACUCAUUCAACAUUAUUCUGUCUUGACCUGUGUAUAAUUAUUGUCACAAUUGGCUCAUAUAUACUGUAACAGUUUGAUGAUUGUUGCACAAGAAGCACUUUUCUGCCAUAAUAUGAAGCAAAUCAGUUUGGAAAACAGACACAAAGCUUUUUUUUUUUUCAGUGAUAUGUUCAUUAAACUGACUUACAUGGCUUCAAUUCUUGCUGUAAGGCCUUCAUGGCCAGUAUGUGCUUUUUGCUAACAUUUCUUUGUAAAUGUCUGCUCGCAAUUACAGAUAAAAAAAAAUUCCCAGAUUUCCAAGCAUCAGGCUUGUAAAAAUCCAUAUAUUAAAAAAAAUGUGUAUUAUUAGGAUGAGAGUUUGUGACUGUUCUGCACAAAUAAGUUUAAUUCAUUCAUACUUUUGUUUUUACUUGACAAGUCAAAGGAUUUACAAUACUAUAUGCAAACCUAAUUUCUCUGCACAGGAAAGACAAAUAUAAUAAAGCCUAUUUAUCAGUUA
Messenger RNA from Rhinichthys klamathensis goyatoka, 1625 nucleotides. RefSeq names its product ganglioside induced differentiation associated protein 1 (gene gdap1). NCBI's taxonomy places the organism in Eukaryota, Metazoa, Chordata, Actinopteri, Cypriniformes, Leuciscidae. The transcript is spliced from 6 exons. Gene Ontology annotation, cellular component: mitochondrial outer membrane. Gene Ontology annotation, biological process: mitochondrial fusion; mitochondrial fission. The record is from RefSeq and is a predicted model, not a curated record. Bases 34 to 1113 code for a protein of 359 amino acids.